AUGCCUCCGUCGCGUCGAUCCGAUUUCCUCAUCCGCGCCCUCGUCUACCCCUUCACCAUCUCCUCCCGGUUCACCACGCUCAGCAAAAAACCCACCAUGGCCCCCGCCGCCGUAACGAAACACAACCCCCACCCCGACUUCAAGAAAGUCGAAGCCACCCGCGAAGACUGGGACGCGAAGGCCAAGUUCCACCUAACCAAAACUGUCGACCCAUCCUGGAAGUUCGGCACCGGCCCCAACGAGACGCAAGGAGCCAAACAACCCCAACACAUCUCCAUCGACCCGUACGAACCGGGCCGCCCCGCCAACUUCAACUACAAGCUCCUCAUCAGCUCCGUCAUCCCCCGCCCUAUCGCCUUCCUAUCCACGCGCUCCCCCUCGGGCGAGACGAACCUCGCGCCCUUUAGCUACUUCGGCCUCGUCAACCAUGACCCGCCGCUCUUCGCCGUUAGCUUCGUGUGCGAUCUCCAGUCGGCUAAGGACUCGCUUCGCAACCUUGUCGAGUCGCGCGAGUGCGUCAUCAACAUCAUUUCGGAAGGGUUCGUAGAGGCUGCGAAUGCUUGCUCUGUGAACGCGCCGCCGUCGGCGAGCGAGUGGGCUAUUUCUGGGUUGACGCCCGUUUAUGAGGGUUUGGAUGUGGGCUGCGCGAGAGUCAAGGAGGCUGUGUUUUCCAUUGAGGGAAGGUUGGAGAGUGUGAGGGAGUUUGAGAGCAAGUCGAGACCGGGUCAGACGUCGAGCGUUAUGGCUAUUAUCGAGGGGACGAGGUUUUGGGUUAGGGAGGAUGCUAUUAAUGAGGAGAGGAGUAUUGUCGACCCAGCUGUUCUUCGCCCCGUCAGCCGUCUCGGAGGCAUCAUGUACGGAAGGUUAAACGAGGCCUUUGAGAUCACGCGGCCUGACUUUGAGAAGGACAUUGGGGGUAGCGAGGGGUAUGAGAAGCUUGCGAGGGAUGCUGACGUGAAAAAUGCUUCCUCGUGA
Scedosporium apiospermum is the source of this 975-nucleotide messenger RNA. RefSeq lists its product as uncharacterized. Gene Ontology annotation, molecular function: FMN binding. The transcript is spliced from 2 exons. Bases 1 to 975 code for a protein of 324 amino acids. The record is from RefSeq and is a predicted model, not a curated record. NCBI's taxonomy places the organism in Eukaryota, Fungi, Ascomycota, Sordariomycetes, Microascales, Microascaceae.